Cladocopium goreaui is the source of this 423-nucleotide messenger RNA. Lineage: Eukaryota; Dinophyceae; Suessiales; Symbiodiniaceae. The record is from the annotation of a GenBank genome assembly.
AUGCGAGCUAAUCUGCGAGCGGCUUCAACAGCUCCGGCAUUUUCUGGGUUGGUAGUUGUGAAGGCGUGGCUUCAUUUGGCAGUUGAAACAGAGCUGAAGAACACUUCGCCCCUUCACCUACAAGCACCGAGAAGCCAAAACACGUUUCUUCUCCGCAGAAGUAGGGCAAAUGCAGCAGCUUGGCUUGCAACAAGCUUGUCUCAGUUGUCUCGAGCGGUGCCACUUCGUCUGGCUUUAGCUUCAACGUUUGGUGACGAAAAACAGCUUGAUGAUGGCCUGGCAAAGCGCGAAGAGGAGCCCAAGAAAGUCUCGGACAGGUGGGCAACCAACAUGGAGCGCAGGGCAUGGACAGUGUUAAAUCAGGCCUCAGGUUGCAGGGAUAGACAACUGACACAGACUCCCGUGGCCAGCACCACGCCGUGA